AUGGAUAACAAGCAAUUAUUGUUCGAGACGCCUCCAACCGAUGAUUUGUCUGAGGAUAAGCUGGACUCUGCCGUUGACAGCGAUGAUUACGAUAUUUUCAUGGGCAUCUAUGAGUUGAGCGUUACUCUUGGACAUUAUCAUCCUAAUAUAAAGCAGAUAAUGCGUGUCUUGGCCAAAAGCCAAACCCCAAACAAUGAUUCUAUGGAAGUGGCUGUGCUCAAUGAAAUUCGUCUGCGCUUCGAGGAUCUGCAGGAGGGAAAUGAUGCAGAGGAGAAGCCUCUACACGGAGCUGAGCAGGAAAUCUUUAUGUAUCUCUAUAAGGAACUUUCCAACUUGCAGCCGGACGAACGCGAGCGUGUGAAUUACCUCAAACUAUCCCUCGAGCUAUUCGAUGAAGAGCGAAGAAAAGAUUUGGGUACUGAGGAGACGUUAAGUAAUCGGCUAAGAUCCAUUGAUCGUUUACAUCUGAACAUUGAAAAGAUUGUGGCACGUAUCGAUGCGUCCACGGAUGAGGCAUCCAAUGUUGAUUCGCUUGCUGCUUUUGCACUUAAUAUUUCUGAUGGCAGGGAUGACUCUCCUGUGGAUAUUCCUGUAGGUACACGCCUGACUGUUGCUCCGGAGGGCCCAAAAGUGAUGGUUAAAGGAGUGAAAGGCGCCAACUCAGAUCCGAACCAGAAAAAUACCCCAGAGACGUUUGAAGAUUUAUCUUUUACGGACGAUGAUCUGCUAGAUAAUUCCUUGUCCAAAUUGACAGUGCAAAAGCGCAAAGCAAGAGCUACUGCAAUUCCACUCAGACAGAAAUCGAACGAUAAAGUCGAAGAACUCAUUGAUUGUUCGAAGAUCUUGGACCAGCAAACUUCCGUAGGAGUCCCUUCGAAGUGGCAACAUCAGCGACACAUCUUUGCCGCCCCGCGUGAUAUUUUCCAACUCUUCAAGUCAAAUCCCGCCUAUCAAUGGCCUCCUAAUGAUCUGAAUGCUCCCGAUUUCUUUGAACAAUUGGAUCAGUUCUAUGAGGUAACAGCACAUAAGGAUAAUGCACCCACAACACAAGUCAAUGUGUCCUCGGUACAGUCACGUCUAAAGUCACUCCUGCGCAGUAUAAAGAAAGACCUUCCCAAGAACAUCCGUUACUCAGAUUGGUUGAUUAGAGUGGGAAAAUGUCAACUCACACAAUUGCUGACCAGUGAAGAGAGAGAGGCCUACGAUACAUGGCGCUGGCAGCUGAGAGAUAGUGGUGGCCAUGAGCUGACGGACGAAGAUCGCUAUCGGGAUGCACUCAAGGGCUUGAUGGGCUCUGAGUCGGCACAUCUUAAAUGGUCAGCCUUGAAUUCCCGACUCCUGCUUCGGUAUCCGCAUCAUCAACACAGCAUCAGUGAUUCCUAUUUGCUGUUGGCCCUGGGCCAUGUCGGCUACUUGUAUCGAUCGUUGAGCCUAAAGAUGCAAGAGCUGGCCCAACGGGGGGCCGAAGGUGACCAAGCUCUGGCAGAAUAUAUUCAUGGGGAUCUUUCGUCAUUCCAUGAAUUCCAUAAUGAACAGUCGGCUCGUCAUGGAAGUUUAUUUGGGCUGUUUUUGCGCACUCGUGGCUUCCAGCAGAGGUUCCAGUAUCUCCUGAAUCUGCUUCUCCAUGUGAAGAGCGGAAAGUCUCCUGUCGUAACGCUUUACAAUCAGUUGGGUCAAAGAGUCGAUAGGGAAGAGGAAACACUUCAAAAGUGGUUGAUGAUCGCAAGCAAUGAACUUCUUAGCAAGCUCCACAGCUGGCUGCUAAAGGGUCAACUUCCGGCAUCGCCCUGUGAAGAGUUUUUCAUUUUUCAAAAUUUGGCUUUAACCACAGACAAAUUUUGGCAGGAACGUUUUCAGCUGUCAGAGCCCUUCUCAUUGUUUUUCGAUAGUCGACUGACAACGCUGCUGAUCAGCAUAGGUAGAAGCCAUGUGUACUCCAAAGUAUAUCUGUUUACGGAAAUGGAAACUCUCGUUUCGGCGAGAGAGCUACAUAACAGACUGGUCGAAGCUUUUCAGCAGUUAUAUCAGAAUGGAGACCAGGAGCCACUUUAUCAACUCGUUUCCGAACUGCACCUGGAUGUGUGCGGUAAGGUUAUCAGAUGUCUUUACAAUUAUGAACCAACUCCAUUGGACCUAUUCCAGAACCUACACAAAUACUUGCUGCUGACAGAUGUGCAGUUUGUGAGGCAGCUCAUAGAAUUACUUGAACCAGUACUGGAAGGACCAGCAAGUACCUAUGAUUCCGAGCUAUUGAACUAUAUGAUAAGCAAUAUGUUACCCAAUCGAAUUCCCGAUCUGUAUGUGGGUGAAGCCAUUUCGGAGGGCUCAAAAUGUUGGUCUCGUUUCGAGCUGCACUGGAAGCUACCCAUCCACUGGAUGGCACUGCUGGGGGAGAGUCUCCUGCAGUAUGAGUCGAUCUUUCCGGGCCUAUGGAAGUUCCAUCAUGCCUACUAUGUACUAUGCCAAAGGACUAUGCGACAAGACUGGCACUUUCGUCAACUUAACCAACUGGACAAUAAGUGCUUGGUGCAUGUGCAGUGUCACUUUGAUAAGCUCAUUGACAUCCUGUUGGAUCUAAUGGAUGGUUUAAAAAUCUAUCUUCUACAGGACGUGUUGGACGUGGCCUGCGCUAAGUUCAAGCUGACUCUUCAGCAGGUCAAGAGCAUUGAAGAAAUGCUUGAUGCCAACAGAAUCUAUUUGGAAGCCGUUAAGCUCGGUUCAUUUCAAAUGAAAACUUGUAAAAGGUCCAGCGAUUACUUGGAAAAAGUCUACAGUCUCAUCCUUGACUUGGAACUGAGGCAACAAAAGUUUCACAGACUCUUUCAAAUUUAUCUGAACUAUGACAGUGAUGAGUCUUAUGUUGGUUCCAUUUAUUCGAAUAGUUUGAAUGAUUUUCGUUUGUCCUGUCAGAAAACUUGCGAUUCUCUCAAUGAACUAGAGGAAGAAAUAUAUGCGGCGAUCUCUGAUUUUCUGUUAAGCUUGCAUGUGAGCGGAUAUCCAUCGUUUAGGUCGUUGGCCAGAAAAUUGGAUAGUCAGGGACUCUAUAAGAACCAAAUGGAAGUAUUGCGCUUUGUAGACACGUUUGCGUUCCAAAGAAUGUUGAAAAGUUGUAAAACAUAA
Molecule: messenger RNA, 3120 nt
Organism: Drosophila guanche
Lineage: Eukaryota; Metazoa; Arthropoda; Insecta; Diptera; Drosophilidae
Gene: t-Grip91
Exons: 2
Coding region: 1-3120 (1039 amino acids)
Molecular function (GO): gamma-tubulin binding
Source: RefSeq, a predicted model, not a curated record